Molecule: messenger RNA, 696 nt
Organism: Sphenostylis stenocarpa
Lineage: Eukaryota; Viridiplantae; Streptophyta; Magnoliopsida; Fabales; Fabaceae
Source: the annotation of a GenBank genome assembly
AUGCCUCCUUCGACUUCGUGGCUGGUGCUCGCUAUUCUCGCGCUGACGGCGCCGGCGACGCCUCCAGCACACGCCGCGCCAGUCGCGUCGUUCGAUGGUCAGCGAGAGUUUGACUAUUUCGCGUUGGCCUUGACAUGGCCCGGCACUUACUGCCAGCGCACGCGCAGUUGUUGUCCCUCCAACGGUUGCUGCAGAGGCCCCAAUUCUCCGACAACAUUCACCAUACAUGGACUUUGGCCUGACUAUAACGAUGGAACCUGGCCAUCUUGUUGUUCUGGAGCUAGUUUCAAUCCAAAAGAGAUAUCUAGUUUGACUAAUGCUUUAGAGCAAUAUUGGCCAUCAUUGAGCUGUGGCAAGCCAUCAACAUGCCAUGGCGGGAAAGGUUCAUUUUGGGCUCAUGAGGUGGUUGUCGGAGUUAAUUAUUACAUCUCUAUUGAGAAACAUGGCACAUGCUCUUAUCCUGUGUUUCGAAAUGAAUAUGAUUAUUUUCUGGCAACUCUGAAUAUCUAUUUCAAAUAUAAUGUUACGAGCGUUCUAAAUGAUGCUGGAUAUGUUCCCUCUAAUACAGAAAAGUAUCCCCUUGGAGGCAUUAUCUCUGCCAUUGAGAAUGCUUUUCAUGCAUCCCCUUUAAUUGUCUGCUCAAAAGAUUCUAUUGAGGAACUUCGCCUAUGCUUUUACAAGGACUUCCAAGUAUGA